This is a messenger RNA of Penicillium macrosclerotiorum, 495 nucleotides long. RefSeq lists its product as uncharacterized. Bases 1 to 495 code for a protein of 164 amino acids. The transcript has 2 exons. Lineage: Eukaryota; Fungi; Ascomycota; Eurotiomycetes; Eurotiales; Aspergillaceae. The record is from RefSeq and is a predicted model, not a curated record.
AUGGAGGCGUCUAGAAUUGAGCCUGGGUGUAGGGAAGACCGCGUGGACCACUUAUGGACCCAAAUUCUACGUUUCUAUUUCCCACUAAGCGGGAAUUUUGGCAUCGAGCGGGAGCCAUACACAUCGGAAACUUCCCGCGGCAAGGUCGAUAUUGUCGUCACAGGUCUAAUAGAUGACAAGAUCUACAAGCUUUUGUUUUUCGAAGCGAAACGCCCUUCGCAUACCAUGCGAUCCCGUUUGGUUACAAAAGCCUGGAGUGGUGCUGAAAGUGAGCUUCAAAAAAACAUUCACAAGUGGAGGGAACGCCGAAGCUCAAUUCCUGUCGCUGGGAUAACAGCCAUCGGUGAUAAAUUACGAACUUAUGUAAUUCCUGAAGGCCAAUCUAAUCUGGAGGCUUUUGAUGGAGAUGAACCUUUGUCUCUAAAUUCCGAUGCGGACCGUGUCCAUGAGAGGCUUUCCAACAUUCGCAACAGGAUCAAAUCAUAUAUGGAGUGA